AUGAACCACGGGUACGACGACGACGACGAUAUCGGGUACCCCGCUCCCAUGGGCGGCGCUGGCCCCGGCGGCCUACUCGCCCAGUUGAUGGGAGGCGGUCGUGGUGCUUGGGGUCGUCCUCCUCCCGCUUCCUCCUAUGACGACUACUUCAAGGCGUUCUCGGUGGCAACCAUGGCCCAUGGACACGAGCGCCCCCAGCUUAUGUACGGUGGAAAGAUUAUCAUGCCCCCAUCGGCUCUGGCCAAGCUCACCAGUCUCGACAUUGACGGCCCCUGGACCUUCCACCUUCGCAACCCCCGAAACCCCACUGUGAACCAGACGCAUGCCGGUGUCCUCGAGUUCAUCGCCGAGGAGGGCAUUGUUCACCUUCCUGCCUGGAUGAUGAAGACUCUCAACCUCAACGAGGGCGACCCCAUUCGUCUCACUGGCGCGGUUCUUCCCAAGGGCAAGAUGGUCAAGAUCCAGGCCCAGUCUGUCGACUUUCUCCAAGUCACCGACCCCAAGGCAGUUCUCGAGUCUGCUCUCCGCGCGUACUCUGUCCUGAGCAAGGGCGACAUUAUCGAGAUUACCUACAACUCUCUCACGUUCGAGUUCCUUAUCGUCGAGACCAAACCCGAGGGUCCCGGCAUCUCCAUUAUCGACACUGACCUCGAGGUCGACUUUGACACGCCAGUUGGCUACGUCGAGCCUGCUCGUCCGGCCCCUGCUCCCAUCCCCACCAUGGCUGACAAGCUCAAGAUUGACCUCGGCGGUACCACUCUCGCGUCGGCCGACACCUCGCGCCCCGUCUCAUCAAUGUCCGUCAACACGCAGGGCUCGGGUGACCAGGCGCUGGAGAGCUUUACUGGUGUUGGCCAGAGCUUGAGUGGACGUCGCGUCAAGGGCAAGGGCUUGGCAAAGAAGAUCGAAGAAGUGGACCCCACCAGCAAGAUCAACCGCUUUACCGGUCCUCGCGUCAUCACCAACGAUGCCCUCCAGGGAGACCGCCAAGUGCCCUCGGCGCUCGUGCUGCCCGCCGGCAAGUUCUUCUUUGGCUACAAGUACAUCCCCUUUGACGCUGGUGCCGACGCCGAGAAGAAGAAGGCCAAGGAGCCCACGGAGGCUGAGCCAGCUGCUUCGUUCCAAGGCCAGGGCAACUCACUCCGUCGUACGGGCCAGGCGUCUAGCUCUACCUCAUCUCCAGCUCCCGCCGCGGCCGCCCCUGCUGCGUCCGAGGAGAAGCCCGACCCAUGGGCCAACCUCGGCGGCGGACAGACGCUCUCGGGUCGUAAGCGUGCGGCCGCCACCCCUCCUGAACCUGCGCGCCAGCCUUCUCCUCCACAGCCCAGCCGCCAGGAGGUGAUUGACGCGACCAUGCUGGACGAGGACGACUUCUUCCAGAGCUACGACGACGAUGAGGACUACGACGAUAUCAUCGAGAUUGACUCGGACUAG
Messenger RNA from Apiotrichum porosum, 1434 nucleotides. It is a transcript of the gene UFD1, whose product is annotated as ubiquitin fusion degradation protein. The record is from RefSeq and is a predicted model, not a curated record. The transcript is spliced from 8 exons. The coding region runs from base 1 to 1434 and encodes 477 amino acids. Lineage: Eukaryota; Fungi; Basidiomycota; Tremellomycetes; Trichosporonales; Trichosporonaceae. Gene Ontology annotation, molecular function: polyubiquitin modification-dependent protein binding. Gene Ontology annotation, cellular component: VCP-NPL4-UFD1 AAA ATPase complex.